This is a messenger RNA of Saprolegnia diclina VS20, 1576 nucleotides long. RefSeq lists its product as hypothetical. NCBI's taxonomy places the organism in Eukaryota, Oomycota, Saprolegniomycetes, Saprolegniales, Saprolegniaceae. The coding region runs from base 118 to 1377 and encodes 419 amino acids. The record is from RefSeq and is a predicted model, not a curated record. The transcript has a single exon.
UCAGAUCCACCUACACUCUGGUACCGACAUUCCCAAACCCACAUUCCGAGCCGAGUGCAGGUGACCACUGCCAGAUUGCCCUUCGACUCAUUCUUAUUUUGUCGACCUCCUCGAACAAUGUAUCCUGCACUCUCACCAACCGAGAAGACGCCCGUGAUGGCGGUGCCGGUGGCCGCACCCGCACCGACGCCGGCCACCGUGCCCAUGUAUGGCGGGUACCAAGCUGCGCCGCCGCAGUACUAUGCCGUGCCACCGCCGCCGUGCGACCACGAGGACAAUGACAAUGUCUUUUGGUAUGCGCUCACCAGUCCACUGCGCCUCUUGACGUUCCAGCUCGUCUUCUUCCACCUGUUCAACUUUGUCUUGGCGCUGCUGGCCUUUGUGCUCGUCAUUUCGGUCGGGUCGCUCGGCGUCGGCCUCAUUCCGCUCUGCUGCCUCGGCUUGCUCGUGCUGCAGUUCCUUUUGCAUCUCGUCCGCGUCUUUGCCGAGUGCGACGUGUACCUCUACAACUGCGUGGCGCCAACAAAAGACCAGAUCACAGUCAACUUUCAGGUGCCGCGCCGCGGACUCUACCACCGCAGCGGGUACCGCCUCUCGCCGUCGCUCUCGACGCUCUCGGCCGAGUCGAUCCUCGCCGUCUUUUACUUUGUCGCCAUCAAGCUCCCGCUCGCGCUCAUGUUUAGCUUGACGCCGCUGAUUUUGCUAGCGACGUCGAUCGCGUGCAUGGCCUUUCCGCUCUACUGGGACGACUCGUAUGCCAACAACCAGCCAAUGACGUUGACGUACACGCGUCACCACCGCGUCCACACGCUGCACGCGAGCGUCGCUGGCAUUCCGGUGGACGAGGCGCACAAGGUGCAGAUCGCGCUCUUCGGCGUCGGGUUUCUCUACUUUAGCGUGCUCUGCCUCCACGGCUUUGGCGCGAUCCUCCGGGGCACGACCAAGUUUUUCACGAGCGAGUUCUUUUCCACGACGGGCGUCGUCGUCCAAACGCAGCAGCCAACGUACUUUUACGCACCGAGCGCGCCCAUGUAUGCCCCGGUGUACGACGACCUGCCGUCGUCGGUGCAAGCGCCGUUGAUGGUCGAGGUGCCCGACAACCGUCGCCGCCGCCAAGGCACCUUUGCGCGCUACUGCACCAAGCUCGGCAACAUGCUUUUGCUCGUGCUCCUGAGCCUCGUGAGCAUGUCCUUCUCGAUCGGUCUCUUCGUCGUCAUCAUUGUCGGCGUCAGCUGCGGCAUCGGGUUCCUCCCGCUCGCCUGCGUUGGCCUCGUGGUUCUCAACUGCCUCAUGGCGUGCGUCAAGCCACUCGCAACCCUGGACGAAGCUCUCUUUCGCCAGCGCCAGCAGCUCUACCAAGCGAUCGUCAGUAACUAAGUUUAAUCGCUUGUAGGAUUUAUGCAACAUUCCACUAUGAAUUGUCGAUUCCUCGCGCAAAAAAGGAUAAAAGCACCGUGCCCCAACCAUCCGCAACGAACCAAGAGCUCUCGAGCGGUGCGUCGUCGCAUGGCAGAGAGACUUCCGGACCGUGUUCUCAAGGAGGAUUUAAAUCCAGUGAUAAAUCGUUUCCGCUGCA